Molecule: messenger RNA, 2412 nt
Organism: Fonsecaea pedrosoi CBS 271.37
Lineage: Eukaryota; Fungi; Ascomycota; Eurotiomycetes; Chaetothyriales; Herpotrichiellaceae
Exons: 1
Coding region: 1-2412 (803 amino acids)
Source: RefSeq, a predicted model, not a curated record
AUGGCAACUAGUCUGACACACUUCCCCUUUGAGAGAAUUGCUGGGACCAUGGCUCCGGAUGACAAUAGCAUCUUCGGUCUCGCUCAGUCAGCCAUUCUACGAGGCUCAAGCGUAUCUAUAUCUGUCGCCUUUCUGGCCCUAGCUGUCUUCGUUUCACCUACAAAACUCUUCAGUUGUGCGAUUCUGGCCCUGUGCCUGCAACUCUUCUUUCCUGUGAGUUGCGGGGGACAGCAUGGGUCAAUCCUCCAAUCGACCGGACUCGCGAGGGUUCAAGUCGUGCUUGAGCGCUUACUCCAGAAACUCCUGCGAAAGAGUUUGCAACAUCUAGUGAAGUGCCUAUUUCGACUCGCUGAGCUAGUUCGCGAAGAUCCCAACCCCAAGGAGGGAUUUGGGAAACGAUCAAAGCCUUCGCCAAAGCAGUUGUAUACCACAGAACAACGCCUACAGUUGACGUCUUCUAGACCACUCAAGGCCCAACGAGGGACUCGUGGUCAACGUUCCUCUCGCGCAUCGUCGUACGAGUUCAAGCAGGCGAAAUAUGGUGUUGAACAUUACCUGUUGGGUCGGAGAGCGGCUCGAGGGGAUCAUUAUGGUCAACUACCACUAGAGCCACAAGACAUACCAAGACCGCUACUCGAACGACGAUCACCCCCCUCCGUCCAAGGUUUGAGAAGUCUCAUCAGUCAGUCAUCUCAUAGGUCUCCUGAAGGAGACAGUCCUCCGCGCCCACUGCAUCCUAGUCAGCCUUAUCGCGCUCUCUUGCCCGCCCCGCCCGAAGCGCCACGGGGCCCCUCAAUUACAACGCCACCAAAAGGCGAUUUUACACAAGUUGUGUCACCCCGAGCUGCGGCCCAGCCUUUCUCCUCCUCAGCUGUCUAUACCUCACCACAAGUCCAAGGGCGCUCGAACCGAUUGACGGCCAGUCCCAAGCAUCAAGGGAAUCCAGUUCAACAUAGCCUUCUUGUCGUCGAUGCCUCUGAGUACAAGCCGCCUCAGCGAGCCCAGCCGGGUCCCACGUUAAAGGGCACUUCGGCCUCUCUCGACAUCAAUGGACACCUUCCAGACACGGCAGCAUUGCCUCAACUGGCCGCCGGGCCAGACGGAAUCACCUAUUGUGUUGGAGAAACUUCUAGAAAGAGAGCAAGAGGGAACCAGAGCUCGUCGCGCUCUCAAGGCAACGCCAGUGAGCGGGACACUAAUGGGAAUGGAGGCUCUUCGAUCCCCCCUUCGGGAGAUGAUCCUGAGUCUGCCAAUGAAGAGCGGAAUCCCAACCAAAACAAGAAGAGAGCGUCUGAGAGCAAAGAGACAGGGCCACACUUCCGCUGUCCGAGGUAUUGUGCCAAUCCUCGGGAGUAUGGCGAUCCAAAGUGUAAACACUGGCGUGGUCGUAGCAUUCAUGAUGUGACUCGACAUGCACUCAAAGAUGCGGCGGGAGAUGCGGCCAAGCGGGAAAAGCUACAGGAGUAUAUGAGGCUCUCUCCACGGGAACGCUGGGAACGAUACGUGGAAAUAUUCAGUGACGGGACCGAGACUGACCAAAUCAACGAUCCAUACUGGCCCGAUGUCGAUGCAGAAGACCUGGUGACUAAUUUCCUGAGCGGCAUCACGGAUCAAAUGAGACGCAAUAUAGAUGCCGUUGGGGGGUUGGGAAAAAUCCAGCAAUUCAACGAAUUGUUGAUGGAGAAGAAGUUAAGAGAUGAGCGCAUCCGAUUCCAAUAUCAGGUUGAGAAGACCGCUGCGAUGGAGCGAAAAUAUCAGGCGCUACAAGCCUCCCGACGGGAACUCGCUGGCGGCAUCGAAGCGCUCCUUGGUGGCGGAACUUCAGAAACAGCACUCAAUCCGACGGCCCUUGUGGAGAGGCAGAACAAGAACGACUUGGUUGGGCUCGCGCCGCCAAUUAACCCGCCGAUACAACGAUCACACAGUGGACAAGGCUCAGAAGUCGAUAUGAGCAGAUUGGAUUGCACUGUGCCGAUGGCGCAGACUCAGGCAAUGGGAGUCUCAAAUAACGCGAUGCCAGCGAUAUACCAACAAAACUAUUAUUCUCCCUCACAACAACGUGCUAAUAAGGUCAUCACAAUUGCAGAAGACGCCAUGGACGGUACUGGAAACCCCAAUAUGGCUAACGCCUGCCCACCCAACAUGGCACUCAAUCCUCCGCCACCUACAUCAAACGCCUUUUCCAGCCCCGAAGUCGGUUACUUUUUGUCGCCAAAUCUAUACCAGCCCAUGAGUUCAGCCAGCUCUGCUCAGAACCAUUCGCACAGUCACAGCGGCAAUUAUGGCGUCACAUCGAGCUGGGGUACCUCUUCGUUUGACCCAGGUUACGGUCCUUUGCCUCCACAGCCGCGCAACGGCAAUGAAGGUGGCGUGUAUGGUUAUGGAGGUGGCUACCACCCUAUGGGACAGUAG